UUACUAUGCUCUAAAGUGAUGGCACAUAGGCCUACACUCAAAUAGUCGUUACUCAGCUUAAACAUUUCCAGUAGUCAAGUGUGAUCAAGUGCAGGCAAACAUCACAAUGCGGUCCGUUUUAUUAAAUCGGAUCGUCGUUGUUUUUCUUCUCGCUGGAUUUUUAGCCAGCAAGGCGGAGGACCAAAACGAAACAAUACCCUUUCAAGAUGUUGGUCCAUGGGUAUUAAUUGCUUAUCCACCCAAGCUUGAACGCAUUACGGAAAAUAUUCCGUACACAAUCAAUCUAACCUUGACGUACUCAGGAAACGAAGAACUACCAGAAUAUGUCACAUCAGAAGCCCUUCUCGUCGUUAAAGUGUUUACAACUAACGAUCUGACUGCAGUAUUAAACAGAGAAGAGCUAGUGUUUACUUUGGAAGAUGUCAACGAGGGCAACAAUAAAUCCCUCGAAGUGACGGGGCAGGUCAUUGGAUACGUCGACCUUAACUUUGUUCUCGAUAUUUUGCCAAAUAAUAAUUCGGCUGCCGCGGAUACAAUCGCAGUGCUUUCCGAUUACGAAGUGACGGUAGUCCGCGCAAGCGAUACAAUGGACAAUAUAUUCACUGUGAUCAUGAUUAUUAUGGCAGUGCUGAACACAAUCAACAUGGGAUGCGCACUAGAUAUGGCCAUAGUGAAACAAAACAUCCUACGCCCAGUCGGACCCAUUGUCGGUUUCCUCUCUCAGUUUACUUUCAUGCCACUGUUUGCCUUUGGUGUGGCCCUGCUGAUGAUCGACGAUCCCUUGAUGGGUUUCGGACUGCUGGUAAUUGGCGUUUGUCCUGGCGGCAUAGCCUCAAAUUUUUGGACGCUGCUUUUGGAUGGUGACGUCAAUCUAAGCAUCACCAUGACCUUCAUUUCUUCAAUAGCCGCCAUGGGUAUGAUGCCAUUAUGGUUGUGGUUGUUAUCUGGUUAUUUCCUGCCGGAAGGUUCGUCCGUGCAAGUGCCCUUCCUGGAUAUGGCCAUUUCUUUAAUUCUGUUAACCUUUCCGCUUGGAAUCGGACUUUUAAUUCGUCGAUUCAAGCUUUCCCUUGCUGAAUUCCUCACCGUCAAAAUAAUCAAGCCGUUUUCGUUUUGCUUCAUAAUCUUCAUUUUUGGGUUGGGUUUCUACAGCAUGUCGCACAUCUUCAUCCUUUUGGACUGGACUUUGGUGACAGCCGGUCUCGCAGUGUCUCUUGCCGGUUUCGUGUUCGGUGCCUUUUUUGCUUGGAUUACACGGCUCGGUCGUCCACAGAUUGUUGCUGUUUCCUUAGAGACGGCUAUGCAAAACGCUAAUAUAGCCUUCGUUCUACUCAAGACAACUCUUCCGACCCCAUACAGCGACAUUGCUGCCCUGCCAGCAAUUGCCCAGAUUGUGAUGACAACAUCCAUUUUGUUCGUCUGCUUUGGCAUCAUCAUGGCCUAUAGAUGUUGCAAAAAAUGUAGUAAAAAAGAAGAAAAAACGAACAUAAAGGAUGAGGAGGAAACUGCAAAAGCUUUGAUGCUGAAAGAUUACACUGACGGUACUAAUGGUACUUAUCGAAAUAGCAAAAAAAUCGAAACGCCACCGCCCAACUAUUAUGGUGGAGAGAUUCCCCCCGAGUUCUCCUGGGCAAGACAACCAAGCCUUAUUGUGCCCAGUUCACCGACCCUUGAUCCCAGAAUUAUCGCUUGAAGAGACAACAUCCAGCAAGAAAUUAAGCCGUCGAUACUUGUUUACAAGUCUGCCUCUUACGUGUUUCGUCAUUUUUUAUCAGAAUAGUUUAUCCACAGCUCAGAGUGAAUGUGCAUAACGUCGGUAAAGGCCUAAGCCACGCCACUUGAAGAAAAUACAAAUAAAAAUUUCGAUUCCAA
This is a messenger RNA of Daphnia carinata, 1869 nucleotides long. Its product is annotated as hepatic sodium/bile acid cotransporter-like. Lineage: Eukaryota; Metazoa; Arthropoda; Branchiopoda; Diplostraca; Daphniidae. Gene Ontology annotation, cellular component: membrane. The record is from RefSeq and is a predicted model, not a curated record. The coding region runs from base 107 to 1690 and encodes 527 amino acids. The transcript has 6 exons.